Messenger RNA from Dipodomys ordii (Ord's kangaroo rat), 1237 nucleotides. RefSeq names its product receptor-type tyrosine-protein phosphatase N2-like. The transcript is spliced from 7 exons. Bases 1 to 966 code for a protein of 321 amino acids. Gene Ontology annotation, molecular function: protein tyrosine phosphatase activity. Gene Ontology annotation, cellular component: secretory granule. The record is from RefSeq and is a predicted model, not a curated record. Gene Ontology annotation, biological process: protein dephosphorylation. NCBI's taxonomy places the organism in Eukaryota, Metazoa, Chordata, Mammalia, Rodentia, Heteromyidae.
AUGAGCCUGAGCUGCCCGGAGCCGCCUGACCACAUGGUGCUGGCCAUGCCACCCGCGCGCACAGCCCGCCCCUGGUCUCGUGGGCUCCCCAUCAUCUGCACCUCUGUCCGUGCCAUCCUGGGAGCUCAGGAGGAGCUCAGAGAAGCACUUUGGGCCUGCUGGCUGGCCGGAGGCUCGGGUCUGUGGGGCCCUGCCAGCCCUGGGUGCCUGUGGGGGGCACGGGGUUUCCUAGCUGUGUGGGGGCUGCCCCGCCUGCAGACUCCCUCCUCCGACCCCCUCCACCUGGCCACUUCUCACCACGGGGCUCACCUGGGUUGUCGUAUCUUGUCUCCACAGAUGGACCAUGACCCCAAGAGCCCUGCGUACAUCGCCACCCAGGGACCGCUCCCCGCUACCGUGGCCGACUUCUGGCAGAUGGUGUGGGAGAGCAGCUGUGCCCUCAUCGCCAUGUUGACGCCCCUGGCUGAGAACGGCGUCCGGCAGUGCCACCACUAUUGGCCGGAUGAGGGCUCCAACCUCUACCACAUCUACGAGGUCAACCUGGUCUCUGAGCACAUCUGGUGUCAGGACUUCCUGGUGAGGAGCUUUUACCUCAAGAACCUGCAGACCAACGAGACGCGCACCGUGACCCAGUUCCACUUCCUGAGCUGGCACAACCAGGGUGUCCCCUCCUCCACAAGGUCGCUCCUGGACUUCCGCAGAAAAGUAAACAAGAGCUACAGGGGCCGUUCUUGUCCAAUAAUUGUUCAUUGCAGUGACGGUGCAGGCCGGAGCGGAACCUACAUCCUGAUUGACAUGGUUCUCAAUAAGAUGGCCAAAGGUGCGAAGGAGAUUGAUAUCGCAGCAACCCUGGAACACCUGCGGGACCAGAGACCAGGCAUGGUCCAGACAAAGGAGCAGUUUGAGUUUGCGCUAACAGCCGUGGCAGAGGAGGUGAACGCCAUCCUGAAGGCCCUUCCCCAGUAGGCCCAGGCCGAGCCCCGCUGGGGCCCCACGCUGCCCCAGCUCGCUGUCCUGUGCUGUCGGCAGAGUCUUCAGAUUCCCACGGUCCGCCAGAUGACCAGUCCCUGUAGAUUCCGUGGAAAUACCCGGUUAGGAGGGCGGGGGACUCAGCGCAUCAGUUUUCAUCAUCUUGUAAAGAAAAGGAAGCGUUCCCUCCCUACAGCACCACCCACAUCCGCCCGCAGUCUGUCGCGCAUCGUAGUGCACUCCCACAGCCCCACAGCGCGCCCCCUGC